Molecule: messenger RNA, 196 nt
Organism: Paraglomus occultum
Lineage: Eukaryota; Fungi; Glomeromycota; Glomeromycetes; Paraglomerales; Paraglomeraceae
Source: the annotation of a GenBank genome assembly
UACUGACGAUGGUAGCAACGAUGAAGAGGCGGGCGAUAUAUAUUCCUUCAUCUCACUCCACUUUCGAACAACAGAGACCUCUUUGCUUCAACGUAGAAGACAUGGACAUACGUGUAUGAUGGCCAAGCUCAUUGAACAGCGUGACAAAACAAUCAAGUUGCUGAGCCACAUGUCCGCGUCUUUAAAGAUGCAAUAG